Molecule: messenger RNA, 1117 nt
Organism: Daldinia loculata
Lineage: Eukaryota; Fungi; Ascomycota; Sordariomycetes; Xylariales; Hypoxylaceae
Product: ESCRT-1 complex, Vps28 subunit
Exons: 3
Coding region: 154-864 (236 amino acids)
Biological process (GO): protein transport to vacuole involved in ubiquitin-dependent protein catabolic process via the multivesicular body sorting pathway
Cellular component (GO): ESCRT I complex
Molecular function (GO): protein-containing complex binding
Source: RefSeq, a predicted model, not a curated record
CCUAAGCCAUUCAACAAGGUAACUGCAAGUUGCUACUGAAAGUGAACCAAUUACUUUACCAUUAACUAACCCAUUACAUACUUCUCUAAUAUUAAACUUGGUCUCUUCCUUUUCAAGACUCAUUAGGACUUAUCAAUAUACAGGCUUUACAAGAUGAAUCCCCGCCAGGCCUAUGCCCCAACGCCCCAUAGCUAUGUCCCUAAUACCGCCCUAUCAGCUACGAUAAAUCUAGAUGAGGAGGUGAAGCUAGCAGACACCCGCGCUGAGAGGGACCUACAAGAUUCUCUUGCUGAGAUCUUUUCUAUCAUCGUCACCUUAGAUGAACUGGAGAGAGCAUUUCUUAAAGAUGCCAUUCCCGAAACCGACUAUACUGAGAUUUGCGAACGAUCACUGAAACAGUAUAAGUCUAUUCUAGCAGACGAAACUGUGGCUAAAGCUUUUGUGGGCCUGGAAGAGUUCAAGGCCGAGUGGGAUCUCGAAGUUCCUAGGGCGACAGAGCGGCUUAGAGUAGGCAUGCCAUCAACUGCUGUCACUGCAUCAACAGGGGCCGCUCAAGCAUCAGCUUCGGCAAACAACAAGUCCGGUGCUCUCAUCCUUGAAGCGACGCAGGACUUCAUCACUUUCCUAGAUGCCUUGCGCCUCGGACUUUUAGCAAAGGAUCAACUACACCCUCUCCUGACUGACGUUAUUCAGAGCGUCAACAAAGUCACUGACCGGGAUUUUGAAAAUCGCGGCAAAAUUGUACAGUGGCUGAUCACAUUAAACCAGAUGAAGGCGACUGAGGAGUUGAGCGAACAGCAGGCCAGGGAGCUUGAGUUGGACAUUAACUCGGCGUACUUGGGUUUCAAGAACACGUUAAACUAAUACGCCCCAAAAAGAUAUCAAAGUCAUAUAUCGAGUUAUCUAUCAAUGAUAUAGGCAUUGAGAAAACGCUUAUUUUUUUUAAAAAAAUGACUGAUGACUGAUGACCACAGAAGGGCGUUGAGGAAGAGAGUGGGUCUUAGAUUCCGCCAUUUACUGGCCAAUUGGCCUAAAUGGACCCACCAUUAGGGCGCGAGUCUGUCAUGCCCAAAAAACAUCUCACAGAGUAUUUGAGACGAGGUUCGUGAGGAGUAAU